AUGGGACUUUCAGCUUUUGUAUUGCAUCUUUUUCUAUGCAGUUUUGCAUUGUUCUUGAGUGCUUCUUCAUGGGAACUUGACUAUAAGAUCAAGGCACUUCAAGAUGCUGACCGUAUUCUAGGACUUCCUGGCCAACCUCCGGUGAAGUUCCGGCAAUAUUCUGGAUAUGUUACAGUUGAUGAAACUUAUGGGAAGGCACUUUUCUAUUGGUUCUUUGAAGCAACAAAUCAGCCUGAAAAGAAACCUCUCCUUCUGUGGCUCAAUGGAGGUCCUGGAUGCUCAUCUGUUGGGUUUGGUGAAGCUCAAGAGCUCGGCCCAUUUUUGGUGAAGGAAGGCCCAUCAAUAGUAUUCAAUAAUUACACUUGGAAUAAAGCUGCAAAUUUACUAUUCUUGGAUUCUCCGGCCGGCGUUGGAUUUUCAUAUGCUAAUACAAGUCUUGAUGUUCAAGGAGAUAAUAUGACGGCCUUGGAUGCGCACACAUUUCUCCUAAACUGGUUCAAGAGAUUUCCACAAUACAAGUCUAGUGAAUUCUACAUAGCAGGAGAAAGCUAUGCAGGCCAUUAUGUACCACAACUUGCUGAAGUUAUCUUCGAUAAGAACAAGAAUUCCACAGAGGACACUUACAUAAAUCUUAAGGGUUUCAUGAUUGGAAAUGCAUUAUUGGAUGAUGAAACUGAUCAGAAAGGAAUGAUAGAUUAUGCAUGGGAUCAUGCAAUAAUCUCAGAUGGGGUGUACAACUCAAUCAAGAGAAACUGUGAUUUUACCACAAAUCUGACUGAAGAAUGCUGGGAUUCAUUAUUGAAGUACUAUAAUGUCUACAAAAUCAUCGAUGUGUAUAGCUUGUAUUCUCCAACUUGUCCUCUGGAUCAACCCUUUGCCAAGUCUACAAAUAUGUUUGCAGUCCCAAAAUCCCUGAAGACAAUCGAUAUUCUGCGUAGAAUUCCAGCAGGAUAUGAUCCAUGUACGAUGAAUCAUGCAACAGAUUAUUUCAAUCUUCCAUAUGUUCAGGCAGCACUUCAUGCUAAUGUAACCAACAUACCAGGACCAUAUGUCCUUUGCAAUAAUGAUGUGAACAGUGCCUGGCAAGAUUCGGCCACUUCAAUCUUACCAGUAAUAAAGAAGCUCAUCAAUGGGGGCAUUCGCGUAUGGGUCUUCAGUGGAGACACAGAUGGUAGAGUUCCAGUGACCUCAACCAGGUAUACCUUAAAUAAGCUUGGACUGAACAUUACUGAAGAUUGGACUCCAUGGUAUAACCACAGAGAGGUUGGAGGCUGGACAAUUACCUAUGAUGGGUUGACAUUCAUAACAGUGAGAGGAGCAGGUCACCAAGUUCCUACAUACGCUCCAAAGCGUGCUCUUCAACUCGUCAGACACUUCCUAGCCAACACGAAACUCCCAUCUGUUGCUUUUUAA
Molecule: messenger RNA, 1413 nt
Organism: Populus euphratica (Euphrates poplar)
Lineage: Eukaryota; Viridiplantae; Streptophyta; Magnoliopsida; Malpighiales; Salicaceae
Product: serine carboxypeptidase-like 34
Exons: 10
Coding region: 1-1413 (470 amino acids)
Biological process (GO): proteolysis
Cellular component (GO): vacuole
Molecular function (GO): serine-type carboxypeptidase activity
Source: RefSeq, a predicted model, not a curated record